This is a messenger RNA of Paramecium sonneborni, 1377 nucleotides long. Lineage: Eukaryota; Ciliophora; Oligohymenophorea; Peniculida; Parameciidae. The record is from the annotation of a GenBank genome assembly.
AUGCAAUUAUUUUUUAUCUUGACAUUUAUGUAUAAGGAAAUAAUAAUUUAGAGAUUUAUUAUAUGGAAAUUCAAUCAAUCCUUCAGAAGAUAAAAGCGAAAAUAGCCAAAAAAUUGAGUAAAAUUUUCAAUCUUCAUGUAAAGAAAUAGAUUGCAAAAUUUACUCAAAAGUAAGAUUUGAUAUAUUGUAGUGUCAUUCUUGCUAGUAAGAGAAUUGCUGUUAAUAUAAUUUAGAAAAUAAUUAAUGUUCAGAAUUAGUAUAGGUACCAUUUAAUUGCUCUUAAUAAACUGUUCUAAGAACACUUAAUUAAUCUGAAUAUCCUGAUCCAUAAAUGAAUGUUACCUAUCCAAAAUGUGGUAUUGUAAAGGAAGUCCCUCUUUAUAAUGCUACAAAUUAUUUAUAUUAGAAUCAUGAUAUUUGUGGAAUUCCAAUAUAUUGUCCUAAUUAAUUAUAUUAUGUUUCUGCUGAAUCUAGGAUAAUAUUCUAAAAUAUGAAAUAAAAAGUUAGUUAAGGAGAGCUUUGUACAAUCUAUUUUUAAGGUAGAAUGGGACCAGAUUUUUUGUUUUAAAUUGGAAUAGGAAAUUUAUCAUAAGAUGUAGUCAAAGCAAACUUAAGUAUUUGUUUAAAUGUUGGUCUGUCUGAUGACUUUCCAUGUACUAAUUAAUUGAUUUAAAUGUAAAAUUAUGUUACAAUUUGAGUAAUUUAUCCAAGAGUCUAUAUUAUAGGAUAUAAGGUAAUUAAUUUAGAAUUACUUUAUAAUUCACAACAGAUGCAGAGAUAGAUUUUUCUCAGAUGUUCUAUUAAAUUAUCAGCAUUUAAAAAUUGUAAUAAAUAGUCUUUAUUAAAAAUAGAAGUUAAUAAAACUAAUAAUAAUUGUUCUAAUUUAUUAUUAUACUUUUACUAACAAUUCUUGGGAGUAUUAUAAUUAUGGCUCUGAUAAGAACAGUUUUAAUAAGAAUAUUUGGGAGAAGAUUUGUAGAAUGGUUAGAUCCAGAGCCAAUUUUCCCACGUCGUAGAAGAAAUUUUAAUGUUUAAUCAGAAUUUGAAAAAUUAAAGUCUUAGAAUCUAAUUCAUUAGAUUAAGUAAAAUGAAAUGAAAUUCGAAUAAGAUAGAUGUGCAUAUUGUUUAGAAUCAUUUUAAACAGGAAUUAUAAUUGAAAUCUUUUGUGGACAUUGCUUUCAUUAACAUUGUAUUCAAAAUCAUAUGCAAAUCCAAAAAAAUGUAGGAAGAUGUUCUAUUUGUUUAAUUGAUAUCAAUUCUAUGAGUUUAAUAGAUAUGAAUAAUACUCUGUAGUAAUAGUCAAUUUAAGAAUCGAUUACAAAUCAAAGUCAGCAAUUAUAAGAAAAUUAAAGCAUGAUUAAUAAUAAUUUAUAGUGA